This is a messenger RNA of Amaranthus tricolor (Joseph's coat), 984 nucleotides long. RefSeq names its product cytochrome b5-like. Gene Ontology annotation, cellular component: intracellular membrane-bounded organelle; membrane. Bases 330 to 737 code for a protein of 135 amino acids. Gene Ontology annotation, molecular function: heme binding. NCBI's taxonomy places the organism in Eukaryota, Viridiplantae, Streptophyta, Magnoliopsida, Caryophyllales, Amaranthaceae. The transcript has 4 exons. The record is from RefSeq and is a predicted model, not a curated record.
UUUGGCGUGUCGGACACGCGACACGUCAGUUGCCAGCCGUGUCCGUGUUUCGCAGAUGUGUGCUCGUGGUGCAAUCAAAAAAGUCAAAACGACUUGUGUAGUUGUAUACACGUAAACCAAUAAAUUUUUCAAAAUAUCGGGAUUAAUUUUGCUGACCACUAAAUAAAAAAACCUUUUUUCCGAUACAAUUUCUUUCCCACUCCAUUACUUCAUUGAACAUAUGAAAACGUGGUUGGUGAGCAAGUAUAAACUAUAGACUAUAAACCCAUCAAAUACCUUUUUUUCUUUCUCUUUGUCUCUACUCCUUAAUCAAGGAAAGGGUUAUUAAAAUGGCUUCAGAUGGUAAAGUUCACACCUUUGAAGAAGUUUCUAAGCACAAUAGCACGAAGGAUUGCUGGUUGAUUAUCUCAGGAAAGGUAUAUGAUGUAACUCCAUUCAUGGAUGAUCAUCCCGGUGGUGAUGAAGUUCUUCUAUCAGCAACUGGAAAAGAUGCAACAAAUGACUUCGAAGAUGUUGGACACAGCGAUUCUGCCAGAGAAAUGAUGGACAAAUACUACAUAGGCGAAGUUGAUGUAUCAACUGUCCCACUAAAGCGGAUAUAUGUUCCACCGCAACAAGCUCAUUACAAUCAGGAUAAGACACCGGAGUUUAUAAUCAAGAUCUUACAGUUCGUGGUACCCCUUCUCAUUUUGGGGCUUGCUUUUGUCGUGCGACAAUAUACCAAAAAGGAGGAUUAGAGAAUUAUGUAUUUCCUCCGAAUUCAAUUUAGCUAUUGAGAAGUCUGAGACGUUGGAGAAAUGAUCGGUUUUAUUCCUUAUUCGUCUUGUGGUAUUUGAGAGUUUAGUCCUAGCUCUUUAGUCAUAUGCUAUUUUGUUGUGGUUCGGACAUCCUAUUGUUUUGGUGCUCAUCGGCUAAUUUUCUCUGUAAAACCUUUGUUAAGAAUUGCAACAUUGUGCUAAUGUUCCUAGUUGUAUUUGUUAGUUA